AUCUCAGGGCCCCGCCACAGGCUUUCCUGUGUCACUGCCGCAGGCAGGCCACCGAGCUCCAGGAGGAGGACCGAGCUCCAGGAGGAGGACCGUGAGGACUCGGAUGAAGAACGGGCUCCGAGGCAGCAAGUGAAACCUUGGGUGGCCUUCAGAAGGGAACACAGUAAACACCAGAAGGCAACAUCCAGGGUGCCAUUAAGCAAUGAAUAUAGUUUGAAGGAAUUGUCAGGAACAGCAAAUUUGAUGACUGCAAGUGACUCAGAGCAUGCCCAGAAACCAGUGUCCCCUCCUAGAGAAGCAUGUGCUUUUGGAAAGCACACUAGACAAAAAUCAGAACUCGGGAGAAAGGAGAUGGACAUGAAGUUGUACGGCCUACAAGAAAGAAAGGGCCAUGUGUACCAAGAGGUCAACAAUCCCCAGGACGAUGACUACCUUUAUUGUGAGAAGUGUCAGAACUUCUUCAUCAACAGCUGUGCUGUGCAUGGGCCCCCUACAUUUGUAAAGGACACUGCAGUGGACAAGGGGCAUCCCCACCGCUCAGCCCUCACCCUGCCCCCUGGGUUGAGAAUCGGGCCAUCGGGCAUCCCUGAGGCUGGGCUUGGAGUGUGGAAUGAGGCAGCAGACUUGCCAGUGGGUCUGCACUUUGGCCCUUAUGAAGGACACAUCACAGAAGAUGAAGAGGCAGCCAAGAGCAGAUACUCCUGGCUGAUCACCAAAGGGAGAAACUGCUAUGAGUAUGUGGAUGGAAAGGACAGGUCCUGGGCCAACUGGAUGAGGUAUGUGAACUGUGCCCGGGAUGAUAAAGAGCAGAACCUGGUGGCCUUUCAGUACCACAGGCAGAUUUUCUACCGAACCUGCCGGGUCAUCAGGCCGGGCUGUGAGCUGCUGGUCUGGUUCGGGGGCGAGUAUGGCCAGGAGCUGGGCAGCAAGUGGGGCAGCAAGUGGAAGACAGAGCGCGCAGCCAGGACAGCAGAACCAAAGCCAGAGGUGCACCCAUGUCCCUCCUGCUCUCUGGCCUUCUCCAGUCAGAAAUUCCUCAGCCAACACGUGAAACUCAAUCAUCCCUCUCAGAUCCUCCUGGGAACAUCUACAAGAAAACACCUCCAAGCAGAGGAACCCUGUCCAGAGGAUCAGAAUCAGCAGCAGCAACAUAGUAGUACACACAGCUGGAAUGAUAAAGCUGAAGGUCAAGAGGUCAAAGAAAGGUCCAAACUUUUGCUUAAAAGGAUCAAUCAGAGGAGAAUCUCAAGACCCUUUUCCCAACCUUCCAAAGAACAAAUGAGCUCUAGUAAGCAUGAGAGAAUGAUGGAGGGAGAACCUCGCAGAGGCCAGAAAGAGAGUCCAGAGGACACAGGCAAGUUAUUUCUGAAAGCAAGAAUGUCAAAAAUUGUAACAAUAGAGCACGGAGGGUGUCGGCAAGGCUUCAAUGAUGGGUCACAUCUCUUCAGACACCAGACACAUUCAGGGGAGAAGACCUAUGUUUGUAGGGAGUGUGGGCGAGGCUUUACGUGGAAGUCAAAUCUCAUUAGACACCAGAGGACACACUCUGGGGAGAAACCCUAUGUUUGCAGGGAGUGUGGGCGAGGCUUUACAUACAAGCCAGUUCUCAUCACACACCAGAGGACACACUCAGGGGAGAAGCCCUAUGUUUGCAGUGAGUGCGGGCGAGGCUUUACAGGCAAGUCAGGUCUCAUCACACACCAGCGGAAACACUCUGGGGAGAAGCCCUAUGUUUGCAGGGAGUGUGGGCGAGGCUUUACACAGAAGUCACAUCUCAUCAUACACCAGAGCACACACUCGGGAGAGAAGCCCUUUGUUUGCAGGGAAUGUGGGCAAGGCUUUACAUGGAAGUCACAUCUCCUUAGACACCAGAGAACACACUCAGGGGAGAAGCCCUAUGUUUGCAGGGAGUGUGGGCGAGGCUUUACAGACAAGUCAACUCUCAGCACACACCAGAGGACACACUCAGGGGAGAAGCCCUAUGUUUGCAGGGAGUGUGGGCGAGGCUUUACAUGGAAGUCAAAUCUCCUCAGACACCAGAGGACACACUCUGGGGAGAAGCCCUAUGUUUGCAGGUAGAGUACUGAGUCAUUAGCAUUAAGUUGCAUAUCAACAGCCAUAGGAAGUCUAUAGGGGCUUACACUCCCCAAGAGUAUAAUUAGUACAGAAAUAACUGGUUAAACAAACCCUCCAGUUUCAUGACAAGAGAUGAGAUAGACAACAGUGAUAUGGGAAUGUGAGCACCAAUCUCAUUCUCCCCAUCACUGAAAGCAGAGGUUUCCUGAAGAGCCACAAAAACUCAUACUCUCAGCCACAGGAAUUGAACUCCUGCAAAUGUAAA
Messenger RNA from Phyllostomus discolor (pale spear-nosed bat), 2341 nucleotides. RefSeq names its product histone-lysine N-methyltransferase PRDM9-like. Gene Ontology annotation, molecular function: histone H3K4 methyltransferase activity; recombination hotspot binding; histone H3K36 methyltransferase activity. The transcript is spliced from 9 exons. The record is from RefSeq and is a predicted model, not a curated record. Bases 244 to 2079 code for a protein of 611 amino acids. NCBI's taxonomy places the organism in Eukaryota, Metazoa, Chordata, Mammalia, Chiroptera, Phyllostomidae. Gene Ontology annotation, cellular component: nucleus. Gene Ontology annotation, biological process: positive regulation of reciprocal meiotic recombination; regulation of DNA-templated transcription.